This is a messenger RNA of Triticum aestivum (bread wheat), 1115 nucleotides long. RefSeq names its product E3 ubiquitin-protein ligase SINA-like 10. Lineage: Eukaryota; Viridiplantae; Streptophyta; Magnoliopsida; Poales; Poaceae. Gene Ontology annotation, molecular function: zinc ion binding; ubiquitin protein ligase activity. Bases 258 to 776 code for a protein of 172 amino acids. Gene Ontology annotation, cellular component: cytoplasm. The transcript has 2 exons. The record is from RefSeq and is a predicted model, not a curated record.
AUUACUUUCUCUAAGCUUGAUUUUAUUGUAUAGACGUGAUGGUUGCUUUAUCUAUAAAGCAGGUGGAACUCAUGUUUGGAGAGUACUAUCAACUUAGCGUUUCUUUAGAGAGUUCGCCUUCGCCUUUGGCUUCUUCUCUUUCCAUCUAGUUCUUCCCACUGUUGUUCAUCCGGAGAAAUAUUCCGCUCGUGAGAAAUAUUCCCGUCUUUUAGCAACUAGGUCUAUUCCUUUCAUGAGCUAUAGUUCAUCUGGAGUUUAUGGCUUCGUCACCGCCGUCGACGCGCACCGUGAUUGAGAACAUGUCGGUAGUGGAUGGCGGCGCACUCGACUGCAGCGCGUGCUACUCCCCACUGAAGCCGCCAGUCUUCCAGUGUGACGUGGGACACCUGCUGUGCUCAUCGUGCAGCGAGAAGAUGGCCGGAGCGCGGAGGUGCCAUGCGUGCCGGCGCGUCCUCGACGGCGCUGGAUACCGCCCGUGCUACAGCGUGGACCGUAUCUUGGGGUGCCUGCAGGUGUCAUGCCCCAACGCCGGCUACGGCUGCUCCGCCAGGCUGGCCCGCCACGACCAGCGCGCGCACCUCCUCCAGGCGUGCCGGCACGGGCCAUGCCACUGCCCGGCAGAGGCCUGCGCCUUCAUCCGCCCGGUGACGGCGCUCUGGGACCAUUUCUCCGCGGCGCACGGGUGGCCGUGCACCACCGCCGUUCUGACCGGGGGCGAGAACAGCGUCCACCUCCGCGACGGCUUCAGUGUCGUCAACCUUGUCUUCUCCUGCUGAGGGGGUUCCCUGAUCAGUGGGCCGUCUCCGCUAUCUGCUUCCACAGAAGCAUGCACUGACUGAUUGAUGAUCCCUUGUCUCUCGACGACAAUCAAAAUGCGACUUAUAUUUGGACGGCGUAGUAGUAAUUAGCAUCGGGAAGAUAGAUGCAGUAUAUCAUUACUGGUCUCAUGCAUAUCUUUGUUAGUUCGAAAUAUUCCAAGGAUCAAUGGUUCGUCCUGCGUUAUGCAUUUUGUUAGUAUUGAUGAGUUUACGCAAUGUGGUACAGCAACUGAUGUAGGCGAGACUACUCGUUUGAUGCUGCUGACUGUUGUCAUGUGCUAAUGAUUAUUGGCGUGG